Messenger RNA from Rhizopus microsporus ATCC 52813, 1497 nucleotides. Its product is annotated as FolC bifunctional protein. Gene Ontology annotation, molecular function: ATP binding; tetrahydrofolylpolyglutamate synthase activity. The record is from RefSeq and is a predicted model, not a curated record. NCBI's taxonomy places the organism in Eukaryota, Fungi, Mucoromycota, Mucoromycetes, Mucorales, Rhizopodaceae. Gene Ontology annotation, biological process: tetrahydrofolylpolyglutamate biosynthetic process. Gene Ontology annotation, cellular component: mitochondrion; cytosol; cytoplasm. Bases 1 to 1497 code for a protein of 498 amino acids. The transcript is spliced from 4 exons.
AUGGUUUUUACAUAUAAAGAAGCUGUUGACAAGCUUAAUUCUUUACAGUCCAAUGCAGCGGUACUUGAGCAACUACGUAAAGCAGGACCUAGAAUGAACGAACGUAGUCUGCCAGAGAUGAGGGAGUACUUCAAACGUAUCGGAUACGAGCCUCAAGACUUUGAUAAACUUAACCUCAUCCACGUCACUGGAACAAAAGGCAAAGGAUCUACCUGUGCACUAGUUCAAUCUGUAUUACAUAAUUAUGAUCCAUCUAUCAAGACCGGUCUGUUCACCUCACCUCACUUGGUUGCUGUUAGAGAACGUAUAAGGAUUAAUGGAAAACCGAUCAGCGAAGAACUGUUUGCCAAGUAUUUCCAUGACGUAUGGGAUCGAUUGGAGGCAACAAAAGAAGAGGCUAUCAGAGCCAUGGAUCUACCAGAAGCUGAUAAAAGAGAGAUGAUCAAGAAUACAAGACAGCACCCUGAUAAGCCUGUUUACUUUAGAUAUUUGACACUAGUCGCCUUUCAUACGUUUAUGCAAGAAAAGGUGGAUUGUGCUAUAUUAGAAGUAGGCGUUGGUGGGGAAUAUGAUUCGACAAAUAUUAUUGAGAAGCCAGUUGUCUGUGGUAUAACUGCCCUAGGGUUAGAUCACGUAUCAGUACUGGGAAAUACAAUUGACCAGAUCGCAUGGCAUAAAGCUGGUAUCAUAAAGCCACAAGUGCCCGUGUUUGCUUUUGAACAAUUACCUGAAGCUAUGGAAGUGAUAAAACAAAGAGCAGAAGAGAAGAAGGCACCGUUGACGGUCUUGCACGCAGAUCAAAUUUCUUGUCUGAAUGGUCUCGCAGGCGAACAUCAAAAAUAUAACGCAUUAACAGCAAUUGAACUCUGUAAAACAUGGUUAAAAUCCGUUCGAGGAAUAGUACUUGAUGAAACCGUUCCUGAAGGCUUUAAGAAAGGAUUAAAAAAUGUCACAUGGCCAGGUCGAGGUCAGCAAUUGCAUAUUGGCAAUACAAAAUACGCUUCGAAUGAUACAAAUGUUACUUGGUAUCUUGAUGGGGCGCAUACAGUAGAGAGCUUGGGUGUCUGUGCUUCAUGGUUUCAACAGACAAUCCAACAAAAGGAAGGCCAUCGGAUCUUGGUAUUUAAUUGUACACAUGGCCGUGAUAGCCACAAACUACUUCGAGUGAUAUCUGAUAUUCAGCCCUCUGUACAUUUUGAUGAUGUUAUAUUUACAACAAACAUCACAUUUAAACAAGGUUACAGUACAGAUAAUACUAAUUACACCGUUUCUACAGAAGAGAUAACCUCUGUACAGCAAGCACUAGCCAAGAGUUGGAUAGAGCAAAACCCUACAUUCCCAAAAGAUAAGGUUCAUAUAGUUCAUACAAUUGAGGAAGCGAUUGAAUUAUCUAUUGAUCGAUCAAAGCAAGUGACAAAACCUAUCCAAGUCCUUACGACAGGUAGUUUGAUCAUGGUGGGUAAUACCCUGACUGUGCUUGGAUUUGAACCUCAAUGA